Aspergillus melleus is the source of this 195-nucleotide messenger RNA. RefSeq lists its product as uncharacterized. The transcript has a single exon. The coding region runs from base 1 to 195 and encodes 64 amino acids. Lineage: Eukaryota; Fungi; Ascomycota; Eurotiomycetes; Eurotiales; Aspergillaceae. The record is from RefSeq and is a predicted model, not a curated record. Gene Ontology annotation, molecular function: hydrolase activity, acting on ester bonds.
AUGGACCGGCUCGCCCAUGCCAGUGACUUCUAUCGGGAUCUGGAAGAAGAAACCCUACCUACCUUCUCCUACAUCAACCCGGAAUGCUGCACCAUUGACUCCAUGCACCCGAAGAGCAACAUGGCGGCGGGCGAGCAGCUAAUCAAGCACGUCUACGAUGCAGUGCGGAAGUCUAAAUACUGGGACAAUGCGUAA